Messenger RNA from Dicentrarchus labrax (European seabass), 3867 nucleotides. It is a transcript of the gene leng9, whose product is annotated as leukocyte receptor cluster (LRC) member 9. Gene Ontology annotation, molecular function: metal ion binding. Lineage: Eukaryota; Metazoa; Chordata; Actinopteri; Moronidae. The transcript is spliced from 8 exons. The record is from RefSeq and is a predicted model, not a curated record. Bases 150 to 1862 code for a protein of 570 amino acids.
GCUGAUGUCGAACUUUAUUUAAUGUUUCAGCAAAGGCAUUUUUUUUUACUAAGGACAAAAAACUACAUUACCCAUCAUUCCCUGUGAGUCAACAAACGCAGGGUCAAAGGGCGACACACAAAAAAUCAGAGUCGUGUGCUGCUUCGAGCAUGGCAUCAGACGGAUUAAGUGUGCCUUCAGUUCCACAUGAGGACCAGAGAGAUGAUGGGACCCACUCCAGUCCAGAGGCAGGGGUCCCCGCUGAGCCCAACAGUGACAAAGACACCACAGCAGAGUCAGUAAAACGAGACCACGUUGAAGUCAGCGUGUGCCAGUUUUUCCUGAUGGGAAAGUGUCACUUUGGCCACAGAUGUCGUUUGUCUCACAGUGACCCAUCAGUAGAUGAUUCAGGGGCUGUAUCUCCUGACGAGGAUGACAAAGUCGAUCGAGAAAAGAUGGAAAAACACAAGAAGAAAAUAAACAAAGCAACAAAGCCAAAAGAUGAGGCAAAAGAUGUGAACAAAAAGCCUCGCAUGCGCACAGCAGAUGAUGUUAUCUCUCGGAUCCUAUGGGACGCGUCAGUGGAUGCAUCAGAGUUUGUAGUGGGCUAUGUGGAUCGUUUCCUUGGUGUGCUGGAGCGUCCCUUCAGUGAGUUCAAUUGGGACACCAACCCCUGUGACUGUGAUUACACUGUUGAGCUGGCCCUGCCCAGACAUAGGAUCCAGUACUUCACCUACAGAGGGCACCGCGUCUGGGACCGCCACAGCAGGACCGACAGGGUGUUUGGCUCUACCGGUCAAUCUCUGGCUCCCCCCUUUGGAGGGGAGGAGGAAGUAAAGGAAGGAAACACAGAGGACCAAGAGCAACAACAAGACCUCCCUCAACCAACAGAAGAGCGGCCACCUGCUGUCCGUGGGCAGGAAGAGAAUGAAACAGAGGACUGUACUCAUACCGAGAACACACAUCUGGAGGGAGAGAAGCCAAGUGAAAUGAAUAUUCACAACCUGGAUUCAACACAAGCUCCAAAGUGUAAAGGAAACACUUCUCAGGAACAACAAGAAUCACAAGGAGCAUGUGUUACAGAGGAGGCUGAAAUCAGACUCAAGGCUUCAACAGACCAGACAUCCUUGUCGCAAAAAGAUGGAGCAGGCGUAAAAGAGGAGGCUGAGGAAGAGACUUUGGCAGAAUGGCAAGAAAUCUGGGAAGGCAAUAAAGAUGCCUCGACUGGUCUCGGAGCCCAGAACAUCAGCCAGAGUGGUCCACCUCUGGAGCAGAGAGAGGAGAAGCGUGGUGGUCGCCCGCCUAAGAAGCGACCCACACACUUCAUCACCUUCAGGGCAAACACUCCUGCUAUCCUCUCCUGUUUCCAGCAGCUGCAGGAGGAGCUCACCUCCCUUCUACCCUCCUCUGCCCCUCACUGGCAGACCUCCUCCAGCCUUCAUGUCACCCUGUGCCUCCUGGUGCUGGCCGGCCCAGCUGAGGUAGCCGCUGCCGGGGAGGUCCUCCGACGGUUUGCCCAUUUGGAUCGCAAUCCCCCGGUGGCUCUGACCUUCCCUCUGAAGCUGAAACAUUUCAACGGGAAGGUGCUGUACCUGAGCCCCCAGCCUCAGCUUCACCUCCAGCAGCUCAACAGCGGCUUGCAGGAGGCCUACAGGGAGGAGGGCUGGCUCCACAGGGACUCCUACAACCCCCGCUACCACCUCACACUGGCCAAGGUAGAGGGCGGGGAGGGAGACAGGAUUUUUGAAGGGGUUGGGGACCUGAAGGUGGGGAAGGGUUUAAAUUUUGGCCGUCUGCCUGUAAACACCUUACACCUUUGUGCCAUGGGUGUUCCCAAAGUAGAUGGUUUUUAUGAGUCUGUGUGCACAGUAAAUCUUCGAUGAUAGAAGAGUGUGGCAUUUCAUGUGCACACACUACAUACGUGUUUGUUGAUACUUUAGCGAUAUGACUGGGUUCAAUACCUCUAAAAUUUGCACAAGCCACGUGGCCUUAGCAACCAAAUAUGAUGUCUGUGUGUUAAUUAUAAGAUGCACUUUUAAUGAUAACUGAGUGGAAGGCAUUUUUAUAGGAACAACUAAAGGGAGUUAAAUGUAUCUUUAUGUAGCACAAUGGCAAACACACUACGUUCAAUUAUACUAAACUACAUUAAGAUGUAAAAGGAUACAAUGGUCCCACUACACUUGAUUUUACAUUUUGAUUUAGAAUAUGUAUUUUCCUGGGUGCCCGGUUAGCUCAGUGCCCCCUUUCCUGUCUGUCUUCAGCUGUCACUAUCAUAAAGGCAAUGAAAGCCCCCAAAAAAACAUUUAAAAGAAUUAUAAAAUAUGUAUUUUCCUCAAUUAAUGCAUUUUAUUCCGUUACAUUAUGUGUUAUAUUGAUAGAAAUGAAUGUAGUCUACACAAAUUACAAGGAAUUCAUAAUGAUAAAAUACAUCUAUAACUAAAAGCACAGGUGCUUGCUUUCAGUCUUUGAAUAGAAGAAUAUAAAAUCCGAUUGAGUGAAGUACAUUCAUUGCACUUGUGAAGUCUAGUUUUCAUGUUAUCGUGCAGACUUUCUUUCAUCUUUCUUAUUUGUUGGCUCUAAAAAAAAAAAAAUAAAUAAAUCAUAAAUAUACUGUAAAGCAUGCAAUUGCUAAAUGAAACACAUUUCAAAUUUUUAACUAACAUUAUCAAAUAGUUGACUGAAAGUACGAAUAUACAAUAGUACAUUAAUUGCACUUGUGAAGUCUAUUUUUAGUCUUCUUAUUUGUUGGCUUUAGUUGAUUUUGAUUUAUUAGCGUAAAAAUGCACUAUAAAGUCUGCAAUUGGUAAAUGAAACGCAUUUCAAAAUUUAAACAAAAAAUAAUCAAAUACUUGACGAAGAAAAUUCUUUUGGCAGCUGUUUUGAUCAUCGAUUAAUCAAAGUAAAGCCAAAUGACAAAAACUUUGUCGUUCUAGCAUGUUUAGUUGUAAGGACAUGAUUUACUUUGUUAUAGUAACAUGAAGCUUUUUUUUUACUAUGAGAACGUGUUAUUGGUCAAAAUCAAUAAUUAAAUUGAGAAAAUGAUCAACAGAUUAAUUCAUAAUUUACAUUGUUUGCCCAAGUCAAAAGGGAACUGUCAGUGUGAGUUCUCCUGCUGUAGUAGUAUGAAAUCUGCCUUCAGACCCUGGAGGAGACUCAUGCAGAGUAGAAUACCUACUUUAUUAAAAUAAUAAAUUAACUUAUAAUGCCUUCAGUAGACAUUUUUUCCUCCAUUUAUCUGAUGUAGAGCUGCACGAUACUGUAAAACCAUCAUGUUGCCAUUAUCUUUGACAGAUAUUGCAAUAUGAUUCACAAUUAGUGGAAAUGCAUCAAAAUUUUAAUUUUCACUGAAGAAAUUAUUACAACCCCGGUCAUAUGACAUUUGUACCAAACAAACAUUUCUUAUAUCUGGAGAGCAGGAUUUGUAGGCCACAGUACUUCAAUAUAAUACUGUUUACACACAUUUUACCUUUUUUGUUUUGUUUUGUCUUUUUUUAAAUAAAAGCUUCUGAUUUUGCACUUUGCCAUAUUGCUAAUAUAUAUAAUAUUCCGAUUAAUUGUACAGCUCUGAUCUGGAUGGGCCAAACAAGGUGUUUGGGUAUGCUUCACUUUGAUAUCUACUGUUUUAACAACUACUCAGACAGGACGUAUGCACCUGCCAUGAAGGCGAAUGUACAGGACAUAAAUUGUCCAUGAGGGUAAAAUAUUACAGUUAUUUUUUACAGCCAUAAAUUUACCAAAGUGGUUGUAUUCUGCGGCUCAUAAUUUCCUGUCCUAAACAAUCUGUUUUACAUGAAUAUUGUAUGGACUUGUAUGACUUUGUAUGCUUUCACAAUGAAUUAUAACCAUUAGAUUGUCGAGGACAUUAAAUAUUGAAUUGGUUAUUUUAAA